This is a messenger RNA of Paramuricea clavata, 267 nucleotides long. Lineage: Eukaryota; Metazoa; Cnidaria; Anthozoa; Malacalcyonacea; Plexauridae. The record is from the annotation of a GenBank genome assembly.
AUGGACUUCGAGGUGGUGAUGAUCGAGGUUCAAAAUUCGCAUGAAGAGGUGAGUUAAAAUAUCAAAAUAACUUAUAAAAGUAAGCCGUGCCUUUUCAAUAACCUCACCUAUAAUUUAACUUGAAUCUAGGUUGAAGGAAAUAAGCAAUUCCCUUGCGACUUUUGUGAGAAAAUUUGCAAGUCAAAGGGUGGUCUAACAAAACAUCAAUAUCCUUCUGAAACUUUAUAUUAUAAAUUAAAAGAAAGAAGAGCAAAGAACACUGUCUAA